Molecule: messenger RNA, 2434 nt
Organism: Fomitopsis serialis
Lineage: Eukaryota; Fungi; Basidiomycota; Agaricomycetes; Polyporales; Fomitopsidaceae
Product: Creatinase/aminopeptidase
Exons: 26
Coding region: 44-2086 (680 amino acids)
Molecular function (GO): metalloaminopeptidase activity
Source: RefSeq, a predicted model, not a curated record
CCGGACUUGGCCAUUCGUUCAGUCAUCCUGCGAGGCUGGCUGGAUGAUCCUUGCAGGACUACGCAUAUGCCAUCGCAGCGCACAACACCUCUCAUCAUCGCUCGGACGGCAAGCUAAUAUCAGGACACAAUCUCUUGUAACGAUGGCGCCGGCAACCCACACAGUCAAUACAUCCGAACGCCUGGAGGCGCUGCGACGGCUUAUGGCGAAGCCUGGCAACGAUGUCGCGGCUGUCGUUGUGCCUAGCGAAGACCAACAUUACAGCGAAUACCCAGCGGCGUGCGACGAAAGACGCGCUUUCAUAUCUGGCUUCACCGGAUCUGCAGGAUGUGCUGUUAUCACGCAGAACGACGCAUUUCUAUUCACAGACGGCCGCUACUUCUUGCAAGCAGAGAAGCAGUUGGAUAAGAACUGGACUUUGAUGAAGCAAGGCUUACCAGAUGUACCCACUUGGCAGGAGUUUCUGUGGAAGAGGUUACCGAAAUGCACGCGUAUCGGGGUUGACCCGGUUAUUGUGACUGCCUCCGAUGCCGACACGAUCCAGAAGAACCUUGAGCCUCUCGAAUCGCGGCUCGUCUCGCUGAAGGACAAUUUAGUGGACCUCGUGUGGACCAAUCGCCCCCCUAGGCCGACUAACAGCAUAUUCCCGCUUGACCUGAAGUACGCUGGUGAAUCACAUGCGCAGAAGAUCGAGAGACUACGAGAAGAGAUGAAGAAGAAGGAAGUGCACGCUAUGGUCGUAAACAUGCUAGAUGAAGUCGCCUGGCUGUUCAACUUGCGAGGCUCGGACAUCGAUUACAACCCAGUGUUCUUUGCGUAUGCUGUUCUGACUCCAGAGAAGGCGUAUCUCUUCCUGAACCCGGCACAAGUCGACGACACGCUCCGCAAGCACCUCGGCGACCACGUCGAUAUCCACCCCUACGACUCCUUCCUCUCCUACCUCGCAGACCUCGGCGCGGAAAUUGGCCUACACAAGAAAUCAAAGGCACUAGUAGGCGACAAAGCCAGCCUGGCCAUCGUGGAAGCAAUGGGAGCAAUAUCAUGCGACAUCAUCAAGGAAAACGUCGUCGUGGCUCGCUCGCCCGUCACGGACUUGAAGGCUGUGAAGAACGAGACGGAGGUUGAAGGAUUCAGACAGAGCCAUAUACGCGAUGGUGUUGCCCUCGUUCGCUACUUCGCGUGGCUCGAAGACCAGCUGAACAUCGGGGUGGAGCUCAACGAGUGUCAGGCCGCGGACCAGCUGGAGCGUUAUCGCUCAGAGCUCGACCUAUUCAGAGGACUGUCUUUCCCUACCAUCUCGGCGACCGGGCCAAAUGGCGCGAUCAUACACUAUCAACCCGACCCGAACGACUGCGCGGUUGUUCGCAAAGAUCAGAUAUAUCUCUGCGACUCUGGAGCGCAAUUCACGGAUGGGACUACGGACGUCACGCGGACCUGGCACUUUGGCAAGCCGACGUCCGAGGAGCGCCGUGCUUGCACCCGCGUGCUACAAGGGCACAUCGCCAUAGACACUGCGGUGUUCCCAAGUGGAACAACUGGCUAUGUCAUCGAUGCUUUUGCGCGAAGACCGCUAUGGGAGGACGGCCUUGACUAUCGGCACGGGACCGGUCAUGGUGUUGGCCACUUCCUCAACGUCCACGAAGGACCGCACGGCAUUGGCGUCCGCAUAGCAUACAACAGCACGCCAUUGAAGUCCGGCAUGACUGUGUCUGACGAGCCUGGAUACUACUCCGACGGACGAUUCGGCAUCCGCAUCGAGAACGUGGUCAUAGUCCGCGAUGCGAAGACUCCAAAUAACUUCGGAGACAAGGGCUACCUGAAGUUCGAGCACGUCACCAUGUGCCCAAUCCAGAAGAAUCUCGUCGACGACUCCCUUCUGAGUCCGAAGGAGAGGUCGUGGCUGGAUUCGUACCAUGCGGAGGUGUUGGAGAAACUCUCACCUUUGUUGCACACGGAUCCGAGGGCGUUCGCGUGGCUGCAGCGCGAGUGCUCACUCUGUAGUCGGCAGACAUCUUUUCGCAUCGACCACAAUCUGGUCUGUGUGGUCGCGAGAUGCUCUGGCAUGGCGUCAUCUCCCCUCUGUUGAGCCUGCGCUCGUAAUUUCUGUCAAACGUUAGCCAUUACACAGCGUGACGACUUGGAUACCGAUGCCUCUUACAGUCGCGUGGUAAUACGAGUCUGUCACAGUCCUUCGCGCUCGGCGCGAUGGAUCAUGCAUCUUGGCGCGUUGUAGCAUCUCAGUGACAAACACGACGGCGGAACGUACGUUGUGUAGACUGUAUACAGCGUGAAUGGCCUCUCAGAGUGUCAAUAUUAUGGUCAUGAAUAGCAAAUACUAGUAUAAUGUACUUACUUACAGUGAGUUGUUACAGUACUAGUAAGUAACGCGAAUCCGUUCGGUUGUGCCGGCGCUUCACAUGUCACUGAUUUGCGG